This is a messenger RNA of Bipolaris sorokiniana ND90Pr, 1394 nucleotides long. RefSeq lists its product as uncharacterized. The transcript is spliced from 2 exons. NCBI's taxonomy places the organism in Eukaryota, Fungi, Ascomycota, Dothideomycetes, Pleosporales, Pleosporaceae. Bases 152 to 1273 code for a protein of 373 amino acids. The record is from RefSeq and is a predicted model, not a curated record.
GACCAUGGUUGGCCCUCUUGCACCCUUACCCACACUUCCCCAUUCAUCUCAAACCCAACAGCUGUAAAAUCCCCCUUGCUGAAGUGUUCCGUACUUGACCUCGCAAACAUCUCUGACGUGCAACACGCCCUCGUGUUCGGCUUGCGUGGAUAUGCUCAGAGCAAACAUUGACCCUGGCUCCUCUGACAGCUCGGAGUUUCUUUACGCAAGAUGCAACUACUUCCAAAGCGCUGUUCUCGAUCACGAUAUGGAUAGAGGCAAAGUGCAUGUCACACAAGGAGCGCUUGAUCAAACGCCACAGUCCCCGAUAGGCUUCAGUUUGCUCGCUCUGCCAGCAGAACUGCGAUACCAAAUCUAUUCGUUUGUAUUGCCAACCAAUCUAACCAUCGAGUUCAAGACUAUUUGGCAAAAGGGCAAGCCUCUGUUUGUCGCCUAUGAUCUGGGACAGUAUGGAGAGGAUGCAGUCCCAAUUGGUGGAGCGACUUCUUGUUUGGAUACAGGCAUCCGUCCCGCGUACCACCUCGCCGUCGAAACGCAACUAUUCCGAGUAAGCAAGUUUGUCUCAAACGAGUCACGGUCCGUCCUCUAUGGCAUGAACACGUACAAAUUCACCAUUCAUGGAAGGGCCAUAUGGCCCAAGUCGCUGAGGAGCCCAUACGUCUUUGGAUCUCUUGGCCACCCUCUCCGACUCCCACUGCUACGCGACUUGCGUCGCAUCCACAUCGACGUUGUUGCUGACGUUGAUAGCCACUGGGCAGUCAAGCGCCAACGAGCACGCCUAGAAUACCUGGUCGAAAUCCUCAAGGAGCAUGCUGACGACCAAAACAAAGGGUCCUUGUUGCAGCAUCUCAGGGUCGACUUUCGGCUCGCCCAGGUUCCUGACCCAAGGCUUCUUCCACUUUCUCAGUCGACCGGAUAUUCGUAUUUGCAAUUUCUUCGGCCUCCGAAGAGCCUGGAAAAGUACAUGUUCGGCCUAGAGAGUCUGGCAUUGCUUCGUGGUAUCAAAGACGUGCAAGUCAACGGGCUCCCUGAUUGGUACGCAAAGUGCAUGCAGCUUUGUAUACAAGGCAAAGGCGGCCAAGUGCAAGAGACUGACUGGCCACAGCUUCAAGUGAAGCGCAGCCGGGGUAGGGGUAAGUUGGAUAGUCGCAAGACGACGACGCAUUGGGUCACAUUGCGCAAGUGGCAUCAGCCUAUGCUGAAUUGGAAGGAGUUUGCUGAGCGCAAUGAUAUUACCCUUCCAGACGAUAUCGACAGGUUCUGGGCUGAAUAGUAGGACUGGGCAGAUGGCUGCAGGCCCCCUUCCCCGCAUAGUGGCCCUGAAUGACAUGUGACAGAGAGCUGGGAUAGGCCCUUGACAGAAAUAGCAUAUCCGCCGUGUUUGAGAGAGCCGC